GUUUUUCUCCUCUCACUUACACGACAUUAGUGCUGUUGUUGAGGUUUAUUUUGCACAGGCCAGUCAGCGUUUCUUGUGUGAUAUUCGUGUUGUCAUGUCAGCGUCGUUUAAACAAGCCCACAGGCUGAUGUGUUGUUGGCUAAGCUAGUUAGCUCGCCUCAUUUGUUUACAUUAGUUUGUCCAGCUGCUCACUGAACUGAUCUGCUCUCAGACGCAGGUUUGAACAGGUUGGAGGUCAGUGCAAAACGCUUUUAUGAUGGAAAAUUCCCACAAAAAAACAAGUGACUACCUGAGAUGUUUUCUAGAAUGACGGCAGUCAAAUAGGAGGAGGGAUGAGGGACUUUGGGCCAGCAGAGCUGGUCGCAGGCCUCUGUCACACAGACGAGCAGAAUCCUUUCCCUGUGUGGCAGAACGGACACAUCAGCUCUUGUUUUAACCAGCUCGUCCUCGGAGUCUUGCCUCAUGCAGGGUUGGCAGUAUUCAGUGCCUGUUACCUCGGCAUGGCAAGAUGCAGCCUCCUCCAGACGUCUCCUCCCUGUGGUUGGACGCUCAGGUUGGUGUCAGCUCUGCUUGGUACACUGCUCUUCACUGCAGAUGUCAUCCUGGUGUGCCUCCUCCAGCAGGCGGACAUGUACCUGGAUGUCCUAGCUGACAGCUGUGCCAUUCUGGCAUGGCUGGUCCACUUCAGUGCCAUCACGGUGCUCCAGAGGACUGCUUUCAGGAGAACCAGAGGACCUCCACUGCUGCUUCUGCUGGUCCUUCUGUCUGUCCCAAACGUGGUCAUCACUUUGAUGACUUACUGUGACAGUCAGGACUAUUUGAACUUCACAGAACCUCUUAUAUUCACACGUUUUGUCCUUGCCUCAGCCCGAACGCUCCCCCUUCUAGUUUAUUUUCUGGCAUUUGCAUUUCCCUGCAUCAGGGAUGCUGGAUAUACUUUGUACAUCAAUGCUGUGGAUGGAUCCCCGCUCAUUCCAGAAAGCAUCCACCCGGACACAGGUGAGAUGGUGGCCGAGGACGGGAGCGGCUGCUUCUCCCGGCUCUUCUACCUGUGGUUGACUCCUCUUCUCAAACGAGGGCAGCGAGGGGAGCUGGACAGACCAACUGACGUUUAUCACCUCCCUCGAAAACUUCGGACCAGUGUCGUUUGUCGAUAUUUCCAACAGUGCUGGGAAGCCUGUCGACGAGGGGCAGCAGUCAGCAACGGACAGGAUCAGUGGCCCAGGCCGGUGAGCAGAAACCUCCUGAGUGGCACUUGGAGUUCACACUACCAGGAGGAACCACUGGAGCUGCAGGGUGAUGUAGGACUACUGAGAGUGUUGCACAAGGCGUUUGGGUUGCGGUACUACAUGCUUGGUGUGCUGAAGGUGGUGAUCAGCAUGCUGAGCUUCGCAGGUCCGCUGCUCCUCAGCAGUCUGGUGAACUUUAUGGAAGAAGAGGGUGCUCCAGUCAGCACAGGUGUCUGGUGCGCUGUGGGUCUCUUUGCCACCACUCUUCUCUCUUCCAUCCUCCGAAACAUCUUUGUCUUCGAGGUCUCUAAGGUGGCACUGUCAGCCCGCGCCGCUCUUGUGUCAGCCAUCUAUGGCAAAGCCCUGCAGGUCAGCGGCAGCAGCCUCGCCGGCUUUGCUCUAGGAGAGGUUGUGAACUUAAUGAGCACGGACACUGACCGCGUGGUCAACUUCUUCAACAGUUUCCACGAGCUGUGGAGCAUGCCCUUCCAGUUUAUUAUUACCCUAUACUUGCUGUAUCUGCAGGUGGGUGUGGCUUUUCUCGGAGGGCUGGGCGUGGCACUGCUGCUGGUGCCGUUCAACAAGUUCCUCGCUUCCCGUAUCCUUAGCAACAACAAACACAUGCUCAGGUACAAGGACAGUCGUGUUAAGUUGAUGACCGAGAUCCUCUUUGGCAUUCGUGUCAUCAAGUUCUACAACUGGGAGUCUCAUUUUACUCAGAAGGUCGCCGACUGUCGUAAACAUGAGCUGUCCCACCUCAAGGCCAUCAAGUACCUGGAUGCCAUGUGUGUUUACACCUGGGCUGCUCUGCCUGUUGUCAUCUCCAUCCUUACCUUUGUCACAUACGUGCUGUUGGGACAUCAGCUGACUGCAGCCAAGGUGUUCACCACGCUGGCUCUGGUGGGAAUGUUGAUAGUCCCACUCAACGCUUUCCCCUGGGUACUCAAUGGCAUCCUGGAGGCCAAAGUGUCUCUGGAGCGAAUCCAGCGCUUCUUCAAACUGACCAACCAGGACCUGCAGGCGUACUAUGCCCUGUUGACUCCUGAAGACAGUCAGACAUCGAUCCUGUUGAGCCAUGGGAAAUUUUCCUGGCAGGGGCCUGACAGUCCCAAAGAGGGGGAACCUGAAACUGGAGCUGCUAAAGAAAGUCUGCUGCUGCACAGCCUCAGUCUACACAUAACCAAGGGCUCUCUGGUUGUUGUGGUGGGGAAGGUCGGCUGUGGGAAGAGUUCCUUACUGGCUGCUCUCACUGGAGAACUCAGCAGGCUGAGUGGAGUUGUGUAUGUCGCAGACAGAGAGGCCGGCUUUGGUCUGGCAUCUCAGGAGCCGUGGAUCCAGCACGCAUCAGUACGGGACAACAUCCUGUUUGGCAAAGACUACGAUCCUGCCUUCUACCGGGCUGUGAUUGAAGCCUGUGCUCUCUCAGAUGACCUCAAUGUUUUGCCAAAUGGUGACAAGACAGAAGUCGGAGAGAACGGAGUGACUCUGAGCGGAGGGCAGAAGGCCCGAGUGGCUCUCGCCAGAGCUGUUUACAUGGACAAAGACAUCUACCUCCUUGAUGAUCCUUUGGCAGCAGUUGAUACCGACGUGGCCGAACACCUCAUGAAGAAAUGUAUCAUGGAGCUCCUCAGGGGAAAGACCAGAAUCCUCUGCACGCACCGGGUUGAAUUUGUGGACAAAGCUGACAUGGUGGUUCUCAUGGACAAUGGAACGAUCAUCAGAACAGGCACACCAGCAGAAAUCCUUCCUUUGGUCGAGGCGGUGCCGAAGAAACGGAAGAAUGACCACAACAUGAAGGAGAAAGAUGGUGUGGAGCAGGAGGAAGAGGAGACGGGUUCGCCCCCUGAUCUAUGUGUGGAUGAUCACCCUGACCUGUCAGGGGCAGAGCAGAAGCAGGUGGGCGGGCUGGCAUGGAGGGUUUACCAGACCUACUGGGUUGCUGUGGGUGGAGUGCUGGCUACUUCCAUCCUGAUGGCGCUGCUCCUCAUGCAAGUCUCGAAGAAUGUUUCUGACUGGUGGCUCUCGCACUGGAUCUCAGAGCUGAAGAACAAUGGUUCCACUAGAACAAAUGGUUCAUCCUCAGGUGCCUUUAGCUCACCUCACCUGCUGCUAUUCUCACCUGGAGGGUUAAUGUCUCCUCUGUCCUCCUCUGUGCAAACGUUUCCUUCAAACAACGUGAGCUCCGAUGUCAAAUUUUACCUGACAGUGUACAGCUCCAUUGCUGUGGCCAACACUGUCUUCACUGCCCUCCGAGCCUUUCUCUUUGCCUAUGGAGCCAUCUGCGCCGCCACAGCCAUCCACAACAGACUUCUGGACCGGGUCCUUAAGGCCACGGUAACCUUCUUCGACACCACCCCGAUGGGUCGUGUUCUCAACCGUUUCUCUUCAGACCUGUACAGCGUGGACGACAGCCUGCCGUUCAUCCUGAACAUCCUGCUGGCGACGAUGUUCAGCCUGCUAGGCAUGCUGGUAAUUAUAGGUUAUGGCCUCCCCUGGGUCCUAGUACCCCUGCUGCCCCUUGCUCUGUUCUACCACCACACACAGCGCUUCUACCGACACACGUCUCGGGAGCUGAAGCGCCUGUGCAGCCUCACUCUGUCGCCCAUCUACUCGCACUUCUCUGAGACACUGACUGGGCUGGAAACCAUCCGGACCAGUCGCAGCUGUGCCAGAUUUCAGGAGGAGAGCGCCAGGCGCCUGGAACAGAACCAACGCUGCCUGUUCCUCAGCAACGCUGCCAUGCAGUGGCUGGACAUCCGCCUGCAGCUGAUUGGUGUCGCUGUAGUAACCGGCCUCGGUGUGAUUGCUGUCAUCCAGCACCAGUAUAAUUCUGUUGAUCCAGGUCUGGUAGGUCUGUCCCUGUCCUACGCCCUGUCCAUCACAUCGCUGCUGUCUGGACUCAUAUUCAGCUUUACCCAGACUGAGAUGCAGCUGGUGAGUGUGGAGAGAACUGAGGAGUACUCCACCGGCCUCCCCACUGAGCCUCAGCACCAGAACGCACAGCUGUCCCCAGCGUGGCCCGAGCAGGGAUGGUUGGAGUUCCGUGCUGUGGUUUUGGCCUACAGGGAAGGUCUUCCCAAUGCUCUGGACGGGGUGAGCCUAGUAAUGCGACCUGGGGAGAAGGUGGGCAUCGUGGGACGUACGGGCUCCGGCAAGUCCACCCUGUUCCUGGCACUGUUCCGUAUGGUGGAGCUGAACCAGGGUCAGAUUCUCCUGGAUGGGUUGGAUAUCAGCACUGUGGGCCUGGCUCAGCUCAGGUCCAGGUUGGCCAUUAUUCCCCAGGACCCCUUCCUGUUCAGUGGGACCAUCAAGGAGAAUUUGGACCCAUGUGGGCGACACUCAGACCAGCAGUUGCUGGACGUCCUGGACCAGUGCCACCUCAGCUCUGUGGUCAACAGAAUGGGUGGUCUGGAUGCUGAGGUUGGAGAGAAAGGAAAAUCCUUCUCUGUGGGACAGAGGCAGCUGCUGUGUCUGGCCAGAGCUCUGCUGACCCAGGCCAAGCUCCUGUGUGUUGAUGAAGCCACAGCCAGUGUGGAUCAGAAGACGGACAAGUUGCUGCAACAGACCAUCAGAGAGAAGUUUCAGGACAAGACUGUCCUCACUAUUGCACACAGGAUCAACACCAUUAUGGACUGUGAUCGGGUUCUAGUGAUGCAUGCUGGGAAAGUUAUGGAGUUUGACACCCCGGCUGCUCUCUGCCAAACUGACCACUCCAUUUUCCAGAGGCUGGUUGGCUGAAAAUGAGACUGACAUGAUGAGAAAAUACACUGGAAGGAAAUCAAAAGAUUUAUUUUUAUAUUUUAUCCUGUGAAGGAUUUCUGAGUACUCGCUGCCUUUUUCGGUACCGUCCUGUUUCACGCACGUUUACAGCACACAUACUCUCUACUUCUACUUCUACUGUUGGAGCAGAGAGGCCGUGAAUGCCUUGCUUUCAGGGUACUGUUCCUAAUUUGAACCAGCAGUUUGGACUGGGAAUGAUAAUAUGAACAUGUUGACACUAUUCAUUUAAUUUUUCCUGAAUGCUGAGUAAAAACUUCACUUCCGUUAAAUGACUUUUUUUUGCCUGUUUGAUCUCAUUUUUUAACAAUGAAGCAAUUAAAGCAAUACAUUUGUAUUGCACAUCGGUAAAUUAAGAAUUUCUGCUGCUAUAAUUUGUUUUCAUUUAUUGGGGAACUGGCAGCAGGGCCAACAUAUUACUCUAUGCUCAACCAGCCCAUGUUGGCUGGUUUGUGUGGAGCCAGUAUGUUUUGUUUUUUUCUCUUUCUACUUUCUUUCUACUCUUUUGCAUGUGAAAAGAAAGAAAUAUAAAAUGCUACCAAACAUCUGGGACAUCUAAUUUAGAUUUCAGAUGUCAAAUACUCGCUGCUAAAUCUCAGACUGUGGAAAUAAAUUUAGUUGAGGAUACAGUUAUCUAAGAUUUUGUUGUACAAAAACUAUAUGUUACAAUAUCAUGUUACUGCAAUGAAUUUAUGAAGAAAAAAUCUGAAUGUACGAAUGAGAUGUCAGGUAUUACUGCAGGUUUAGUAUUUGUUAGGGAUGUAGCAAUAUCAAUCAUACAUACCUGUCUAACUCUGAUUUGGGUGAUAUACAGUAUGUCAGUAAUCUGUAAUCUUUAACUGGCUCCUUUUUAAAGUUGGAGUUAAUGAUGAGUCACUUUGUAAGGAUCAGAUUCCAUUCUUAUUAUUAUUAAUUAUUAUUAUUAUUAUUAUUAUUAUUAUUUUGAGAUUUGUAUAUGUGUUUUGUAAAAUGAGGUUUAAAUUUAAAACUGUCUAAACUGUUAAUUUACUAGCAGGUGAGAGAGAUUUUUCCUCUGUCCUUCCUCUGCUGGCUCUUCUGGGAACAACAUGAAGUUAGGGUACAUUUUUUGUUUUGUUUUAGUUUUUUCAAACCGCAUAUACUGGUUGGUUUUUAAGCCUUUUAUUUAGAUAGUGACAGCCAGAGAUAGACAGGAAACCGGGUUGAAACUGAACAAUGCAUGUAUUACCAGCUGAACUGAUUUGUUACCUGUUAGUAACUAAAGAUUAUCAGGGUAAGUUACCUGACCUGAGGCAAGCCACUAAAUAGUGAGCUGUUAUAACUGAAGGCAAUAUUAUAAGGAUAUCAUAGUCAGAUUUCAGUGUUACUCAGAGAUCAGCUUCAUCUUGACUAAAUCUAUCUUGGAAACUGAAUUGGUUUUACACAGAGUUCACAUCUUGGAGAUCAGGCUGUCUUUCAUAUUAAAGUCAUUCUGUCAAGUCUC
Larimichthys crocea (large yellow croaker) is the source of this 6468-nucleotide messenger RNA. It is a transcript of the gene abcc10, whose product is annotated as ATP-binding cassette, sub-family C (CFTR/MRP), member 10. Bases 333 to 4967 code for a protein of 1544 amino acids. Gene Ontology annotation, molecular function: ABC-type transporter activity; ATP hydrolysis activity; ATP binding. Gene Ontology annotation, cellular component: membrane. Lineage: Eukaryota; Metazoa; Chordata; Actinopteri; Sciaenidae. The record is from RefSeq and is a predicted model, not a curated record. Gene Ontology annotation, biological process: transmembrane transport. The transcript is spliced from 22 exons.